GACUAUAAGCAGAAGAAGAUGGAGAUGGAGAGAUAGGAAUGACAUCAUCAGUGGUAGAGCACAGGUUGAACGACUGAGAGAUGUGGUAGAAGAACGUGAGGAAGGCAGGACAAAGUCAAAGGUGCAGACAUGGAGGUGGUUAGAGUGAGGUGGAGGAGGUGACCUCAUGAAAGGUCAACUCAUUUAGCCUCAAUCAACAGGCCAAACUUUUGUCCCAGAAAUAACUGAACAACUGCUCCGUCCUCGUGUAUCCUGCAGCUUUAAUCCAACUAAAAGUUUCUUAAAUGUGACGAUUCCUCUGCAUUUUGUUUAUAAGUGCAACAAAAGGCAGCAGCUUCCUGAGAGAAGCCCAUCACAGAUAUUUGGGUUGUUUUGUUGCCUUUGUGCCAGUUCUCUGUAACUUAUUUAUGAUUCAGGAGACUCGGAACAGCAAACUGAAAGGAGGGGUGGAUACGAGGAGAAGGUUUUAAAACCCAGAACGAAGCAGGAGGGUUGGAUGAGUGGAAGGUGAAGCGGCGAGAGGAGUGGAAAUGUUUCGCUCCACCGUGAGACCUUCAAUGUGAUCAGAUGAAAGAGCAGACCUGAUGUGGAAGGAAAAAGGAGGCGAGGAAGGAGGAGAGGGGUGUUUCCCUGCAGGCGGGGAUGUGUUUGUGUGUGAACUAAUCUCUCUCUUUUACACACACACACACACACACACCCUCCCUCUCAGUGGCUCAGUCAGUUGCGCUAACACUCGCUGAGGUCGGCAGCACAAAGCAAAGACGCUCCGUUACCGUCUCAGGCUCACACACGCCUCCAACGCUCGACACACACCUUCUCUGCAGGAACCCAAGCUAAACUGAAACGCAAGGAGCAAAGAGAAAGUGAAAAGGAGGUUAAAGGACGUCCACAUCCUGAGAGAAAUUUGAGGAAAAACGACAACAACGACCUCGUUGACAGAUUGAAGAGCAUCCUCCUGAGGCCGCCUGCUGACUGAAAACAAGCACUGCGUGGGAACUCCAUGUGUGUGUGCUGCUAACCCCCUGUGUGUGUGUGAGUGUGUGUGUGUGUGUGUGAGUGUGUGUGAGAGUGUGUGUGUGAGUGGCACCAUGCUGUGGACGCUGCUCCUGGCGCUGCUGCUGCUUCUCCUGCUGCAGACUCAGCUCUCCGUGUGCUUAAGGGAGCUGCGCAGCGGGGCUUCCGGUUCACCUCUUUACUCCACUCCUUCAUCCUCCUCCUCCUCCUCCUCCUCCUCUUCAUCUCACAAUGCUACCCAGCAGCGGCUGCCCGGAGCCAUCAUCAUCGGCGUGAGGAAAGGCGGCACCAGAGCCCUGCUGGAGAUGCUCAACCUGCACCCAGACGUGGAGGUGGCGAAGGCUGAGGUGCACUUUUUCAACCUGGAGGAGCACUUCCGUCGCGGUCUGAGCUGGUACCGAGCCCAGAUGCCCUUCACGCUCCCAGGCCAGCUGACGGUGGAGAAGACCCCAGGAUACUUCGCAGCUCCUCAGGUUCCCUCACGAGUCUGGGACACGAACCCAGCGGUCCGUUUGUUGCUGAUCGUCCGGGACCCGGCAGAACGGCUGGUGUCCGACUACACCCAGGUUCUCCACAACCGCCUGACCCAGCUCAAGCCCUACCAGCCUCUGGAGGAGCUUCUGCUCCGCAAGGGCCACAUCAACCACGGGUACAAGGCCCUGCAGAGGAGCCUGUACCACCUGCACCUGGCCCGCUGGCUCGAGGUCUUCCCCAGGGAGCAGAUUCACAUCGUGGACGGCGACGCCCUUAUCCAAGACCCCUUCCCCGAGCUGAGGAAGGCCGAAAGGUUCCUGGACCUACCGCCCAGGAUAAACCCCAGCAACUUUUACUUCAACACCACCAAGGGCUUCUACUGCCUGUUGUCCGCCGGACACGACAAGUGCCUGGACGAGUCCAAAGGCAGACCUCACGCUCCUCUGAGCGCGCAGGCCCUGAAGAAGCUCUGCCGCUUCUUCAGGAAGCCCAACAAGCUCUUCUUCGAGAUGGUGGGCAAGUCGUUUUCCUGGUGCUGAUCCAGCCCUGGAGGGCUGUGGAGCAACACAAUCAGGGGUAGACACGGGGUAGACGAGUGAAAACACUGAACAGUUCUCUCUGUCGGUACCUCCUCAGGUAAAAAAAAUUUAAAAAGUGGCCAGAAGGAGAACUGAGCAGAAACUGUGACCAAGCUGGUGCCUCCUCAGACACGACGAAGCUACAACAACUGUGCCAUACACGAGUGUGAAAAUCAGAACUGUCUGUUAGGACCAUAGACUGUAUGAUGAUAGACCCUGGAUGGAACCGUUCUGCAGACGUUUCAUUUCUGAAGAGAUGUUCUGUCAAACCUUUAUCAUGAUUUAGUACCUUAACAGCCAUGACACCAAUCAGACCACAUAGAGGUCCUCAUCCAGACCGGACUAAUGGCUGGACGAAUACGGGCCUGUUGUUUUCUCAGACUUAUAUGAAAUAAUUCUACCUUACCUCAGGUAGGUAUGUCUGCAGACAAAGUAGGCGUUUCCAACGGAAGGUGUUUCUUAAUGGCCACACCUGAUUGGAUGAAUAUUUAACACAUUCUCACCCCCCACUCAUCAACAUAUUGACGCUUUUCCAAAGUUCCCUCUGCGUCUUAUUUUGAUGAGUUGGUUGACCCCCUCGCGUCAAUCUUUGCCGCCCGCGGCUUUUCCGGAUUGCGGCACCAGGGGUCUUUGGGUCGGGGGUCUAAGGUUAACAUG
Austrofundulus limnaeus is the source of this 2723-nucleotide messenger RNA. RefSeq names its product heparan sulfate (glucosamine) 3-O-sulfotransferase 1-like 2 (gene hs3st1l2). Gene Ontology annotation, molecular function: [heparan sulfate]-glucosamine 3-sulfotransferase activity. The coding region runs from base 1089 to 2027 and encodes 312 amino acids. The transcript has 3 exons. NCBI's taxonomy places the organism in Eukaryota, Metazoa, Chordata, Actinopteri, Cyprinodontiformes, Rivulidae. The record is from RefSeq and is a predicted model, not a curated record.